GAACCAUCGGAAGUACUCUCAGUGCCAGUGACACCUCAUCCACCUUCAGUAGCAGCACCAGCAGUCAAAUCUUUCAGUCUUCCAGCGCUGCGAGCAAUUCCACCCAGCCAGAGGAAGGCACGACCACAGCAGUGUUCGAAUCCGUCGAGGGCAAGUUGGUCUUGGAAGUGUCUGAUCCUGAACGCUUUCUCGCAGCCUCCACAGAGCUGAAAGGACCCUUGAAGUCCUUUCUGUCGGAGCUUCUGCAGAUCGACGUCAGUCGAAUCACCAUUUUCUCCUUCUCCUUGGCUCGGCGCUUGGGAAACCUGCGACGGCUGAUGGCCCUGGCAGUAGACUAUUCGGUGCAGGUGGAAAAUACCAAGGUUGAGGAAGUGGUCACAGAGAUAGUCUCAGGAAAUACCACUAGGAGAAGUGAGCUGCAGGAGACUUUGCAACAGGAUCUAGCUCAGAUGAACAUUACUGUUGAAGUAGUGGACGUUCAGGUGACACAGACAUCUUUGGAGAAGAUAGACCAAACUGACAAGGAUGCUAUGGCUUCGGCAUUGCUUCCAGCUCUUGUCGGUGGAGUUGUGGGAACAAUUUGCGUCCUUUGCCUUUGUGGAUGUGUGGCGAUGGCUUGUUGGACUCGUUGGAGAAAGAAGCCCAGCCUGCCCAGCAACUUGCCAACCAUUCAUGGCCACUUGGACGCGGGCGUUCAAAAAGCGCGCACUAAUGCAACCGUGGCCUCUGCCGAGAGCGGAGGCUGUUUGAGCCUCCGGGUUGAUCAGCAUUGGCAUCGUCCAACCUUGCCAUUUGUUCUCAUGAGAAUCGUUCAAGCGGAAGUGAACAUGGAAGUGGAGGCAGAGGUGGUGGAGGAGAAGGAGGAGGAGAAGAAGGAGGAGGAGGAGGAGAAGAUGUUGGUGCUUUUGCUGCUCACCGUAGCCCGUGGCGAUACGGUGAAAGGCAAAGCUUGGAAACAUUUCAGCCUGCUGAAUGAACUCAGAGCAGAGGGAUACCUGGCUGAGCAGUUUUGGGAGGAUUCCAAGGGGCUAGAGACAUCUCUGGUGAACGCUGUUCAAGAAUCUGGGCAGGUGGCAUCAGAUAGGUGUUUACGGGCCUGUGCUCCGGACCCGCCGGACUGCGGUACUCAGAUCAUUUGGAGAGUAGGCGUGCCCGCAGUCCAGGGUCUUAAAGCAGUUCACACAAUGCCAGAUGGUUCAGUGAUGUUUGUUGAGUGUAUCGAUGGGGCGGACCGAUCGGUCUUCAUGCAGAAGCCCGCUCUUUGGGACCAUCGGAUCCUUCCCCAAGAGAUCGACGCGCUAGGCAAGCCUGACUGCAGUUUGAAGGAGGUAGCCAAGAAGUCAAAGGAGGUUGAGGUCCUUUGGAAUUUGGCCGGACCUCGCACUGCCCGGUGGUGCAUUAGCUACUUGGUUGUGGAAGGUGUUGGUCUGGAAGGUCGCCAUGAGAGAUUCAGACAGUUGUGCAAGAUUGAUGCAUCAUCUUGGGGAAUCCAAGAACAUUUUCAGCUUAGCAUGGUCUUAAAGAAUGCCCUGCAGAUUGACCAAUUUGAUGGAUUCAACUCUCUGGCCAUUGAAGUCAUUUUCCGGAGGCUUCAAACCAUCGAAUACGCAUACUCCGAGAAGGCUCGUGACAGUGAAUCCAAGGCAGUUGGCGGGCGGCUCAGCCUCGAAGAGCAACAAACUUUUGGAGGACUGAACCGACAGGCAGACCCAGCUCCGAGCGCUGUGCCUCGUGAUAGUGCACAAGCCCGGGUGAGAACAAAUCUCCUUCCUCUGCCAUUGCUUGUCGAGGAAGAUCAGUGCACCAUGGAUGUCAGUCACAAGGUGCUCAACAACACCAUCCAGGCUUUGAAUUCAAUGUAUGGCUGUGUUCCGAAUGAAAAGCGGGCAUUGGCCUUGGAAGAUCACCUUUUUGGGACUGCUUCAAUACAGUGGGACAGUCUGGCUCACAUCGAAAAGAUGGUACAGCAGAUGGGCAAGCCUUCUGACAUGACAUGCCGAGGAGCACUCCGGUCGCUCCAGGCCGCCAGUGGGUACAUGGGGGACCAGCCCGUGGGCUCACUGGCUUCGUUCAACCUCGAAGCUGUUUCUCUUCCCACGCCGGGAUGGAAGCCAAUUGACUUGGCUGACAUUCGGGGCAGCAACGGGCAACAACGUGUGAACGAAUUUGUUUCAUCCGAGCUUCUGCCGACAGAGAUUGCGAAGACAAGACUGGAGGCUUUGGGCUUGAAGAGGCGAAGGAGCGGGGAGAAUGUUUUAGUGGGAACUGCUGAUUUGAAGGAUGCAUUUUACCAUUUGUCUCUUCCUCUUCCACUGCGUGACUAUUUCUGCUUGGGCCCUGUGAGGGCUGAAUGUGUGGGUGUCAGCGAAGUCAAUGGCGCUGCGGUUAGCAAGAAGCGAUUGCUGACACCGCGUGUGCAUGAAGAAGAGGUGACGUUUGGAGCCAAAAUACUGGGCUGGGAGAUCACUGCAGAUGGCAUCUUCAGACCUUCAAGACAACGUGCUUGGAAGGUUCGAAUGGCUCUUCGCGGACUGUUGCGAAGGGGCCUCGAUCCGAACUUGUUUGGAAAGAAGCACUUGAGCCGCGCUGCCAGCCUUUCUCAACAUUGGCCAGCUGGAGAUGCAGCUGGCAAAUUCAAGGAUGCCAAGAAACCAAAGGAAAGAGCAGAGAAAGGAUGUUUGAAGUCCGCUGCAGUCGUCGACCAGUUGAUGGCUGGCCACCUAGUGGAUAUGUACAAAGACGGCGAAGACCUGAGCACAGCAAG
This is a messenger RNA of Cladocopium goreaui, 2764 nucleotides long. NCBI's taxonomy places the organism in Eukaryota, Dinophyceae, Suessiales, Symbiodiniaceae. The record is from the annotation of a GenBank genome assembly.